Molecule: messenger RNA, 546 nt
Organism: Apodemus sylvaticus (European woodmouse)
Lineage: Eukaryota; Metazoa; Chordata; Mammalia; Rodentia; Muridae
Product: STAM-binding protein-like
Exons: 6
Coding region: 1-546 (181 amino acids)
Biological process (GO): protein K63-linked deubiquitination
Cellular component (GO): endosome; cleavage furrow
Molecular function (GO): K63-linked deubiquitinase activity; protein binding; metal-dependent deubiquitinase activity
Source: RefSeq, a predicted model, not a curated record
AUGAACAGGCCAGUUGAGAAGGGCAGAGGCCUGCGCCAGGUGGUCCUCCCUCAUGAUUUGUGCGAUAAAUUCCUCACUGCAGCAGGAAUGAACACCAAGAAAAAAAUAGAGACAUGUGGUGUUCUAUGUGGAGCCCUGGUUGGGGAGGAGUAUCACAUCAGCCAUAUCCUCAUUCCUGUCCAGGAAGGAGGCCCAGAUUAUUGCUGUGCAAAGCAUGAGGAGGAUCUCUUCUUUAUUCAAGAAGGACUGGGACUUAUUACAUUAGGAUGGAUACAUACCCAUCCAACCCAGACAGCCUUUUUGUCAAGUGUAGAUCUACACACACAUUUUGCAUACCAAACGAUGCUCCCUGAAUCCAUAGCUGUGGUGUGUGCUCCCAAGUAUAAACAAAUUGGAAUUUUCACCCUGACACCUACUGGACUACAAGAAAUAUCCGAUUGUCCACGGAGAGGGUUUCAUGCCCACAGACAGGACACAGCUCUCUUCUGUGACUGCAGUCAUGUCAACACCCGGAACAUCAUGGUGACUGUCACAGAUUUGAGAUGA